Dictyostelium discoideum AX4 is the source of this 921-nucleotide messenger RNA. RefSeq lists its product as hypothetical. The transcript has 4 exons. Lineage: Eukaryota; Evosea; Eumycetozoa; Dictyosteliales; Dictyosteliaceae. Bases 1 to 921 code for a protein of 306 amino acids. The record is from RefSeq and is a predicted model, not a curated record.
AUGUUAUCAUCAAAUAGAAGUGAAAACGAUGAUCAAGAUUUCGAAGAUAGUUUCGUAUAUGAAGAAGAUGAUGAUAAAGAAGAAGAAGAUACACCUAAAUUAAGUUUUGGUGCAAAUUUUUUGGCAAAACAUGGGCAUAUUGAAGGUCAAGGAUUAGGUAAAGAACAAGAUGGUAGAAAUGAUUUAAUUAAAGUUGAUAGAUUUCAAAGUACAAAAGGACUUGCAUUUGCAGAGAAAGAUUUACCAGAAUUUUAUAGACAAACUGAACAUAUAUUAGAGGAUGAGGAUCUUGGUUUUCCAUCAAAACAAAUAUUUGAAUGGAUAAAUUGUAAUAGUGAAUGUUAUAAUCCAUGGGAAGGAUUUUCAGUUGAUCAUACCCUUGUUAAAUUUGUUGGUUCAAUCUUUAUUAAUAGAUCUGCUGUUAAAAUGGCAAAUAUUGAUAAAUUGGCUGAUUUAUUAACACCAAUUAUACCUGUACUUGGUAAACCAAGAGAUUUUAUUUAUUUUGGUAAUGUUUUUGCAGGACCUGUUGGAUUUACAGAAUAUGUUUAUUGGAAGAAAACUAGAGGUAAAAUUAAGGGUGAAGAAGGUUUAGAUUUAGAUGAUGUUGUAAAAGGAUUUGGAUUUACAAUUAAAGGGCAAUGUGAUUGGAAUGUUGAGAAAUUUUCAAAACAAAUUCCAAUUGAUAACUUUUUGAAAGAGUAUGGUUUAGAUGAUACAGGUAACAUUUUAAAGAGUGAAAAUAUUAUAGAUUUCUCAAAUAAAGUUUUCUGUAAUACCAAUGGAUUGGGCUUAAAAAAUUAUUAUUAUUAUUAUUACUAUUACACAUAUUAUAUUAUAUUAUAUUAUAUUAUUUUAUUUUAUUUUAUUUUAUUUAUUGUAUUAUUGUUAUUCUAUAUUCAUCUUUUUAUGUGUAUAUGA